Vigna unguiculata (cowpea) is the source of this 1632-nucleotide messenger RNA. RefSeq lists its product as uncharacterized. NCBI's taxonomy places the organism in Eukaryota, Viridiplantae, Streptophyta, Magnoliopsida, Fabales, Fabaceae. The record is from RefSeq and is a predicted model, not a curated record.
AUGGUGUCGAUAAGAGCAGCAGUCGAUCAAAAUUCAGUAGCAGCGAAGAUGCAACGAGAGAUGAACCGCCAGUUGGAGGAAUUAAGGCGCAAGAAUGAAGAAGAGUUAAACGCCCUAAGGGAGGAGAAUCAGCGGAUGCGAGUGCAAAUUGAGCAGAAUGCCCCACAAAGGGAGGAAUCCCAUAGCAAUGAAGAAGGAGGGGACGGUACCGGGCGAGACGAGUCUCGAGUACAAACCACCACCAAGCAAACAGAAGCAAGGCCCAGAGAAGCCAGACGCCACUCCUUCAUGGACGGGAUCAUGGAAGUGGAACUUCCCGCACGCUGGAAGGGGUUAACUAUGAGCCAGUACGAUGGCACUACUAAUCCGGAGGAGCGCGUGGACAUCUUCACCACCCAGGCAGGAUUGUAUACUUCGGAUGAUGCAAUCCUCUGUCGUGUUUUCCCAACAUCCCUAAAAGGGCCUGAACUCAAUUGGUUCACACGAUUACCACUCAACUCUAUCGAUUGUUUCGAUACGUUGGCCACCCGUUUUGGCAUACAGUUCGCCACCAGUAAGCCACACCAUCUUACUUCUCUGGCAUUGGUAAAUAUACGACAGGAAAAAGGAGAGUCUCUGCAGGAAUUUAUGGAACGAUUUGGGAAGAUAUCCUUGAAUAUCUCUAAUUUGAAUCCUGAGGUCACCAUGCACCACCUCAUAACAGCAUUAAAGCCUGGCCCUUUCGUUAACAGUCUAUGCAAGAAGCCCGAGAAGAGGCACCAUGAUAGAGAGCGAACGUUAGCACCCCGAUCCGGCCACAGGUUCAAAGACUCUAGGCAGCCGAAGUACAGCAGGUACACACACCUUGUGUCCAAUAGAGCCAGAAUUCUGGAGGAAGCACUGAACACCGAUCUAAUAACAGCCCCUCGAAGGGCUCCGACUCCCCCGAACGCCAAUACCACCAAGCAUUGCCGGUAUCACCAAAAUUAUGGGCAUACAACGGAAGAAUGUUUUACCUUGAAAGACAAAAUCGAGGAACUGAUACAGGUGGGACACCUAAGAAGAUUCGUAAAACGGGAAGGCGGGGGAUUCUCUUCCAGGGGAGAACGAGAAAAAUGCUACGAACAACCACGAAGGACAUCAGGAUACCGAGAGAGGGAAGGAGAAGGCACCCGAAAAGGGGCUGAACCCAAAAAAGAUUAUGAGCGGGAUAGGAGAGAAAGACCGCUGAGAGGAAUAAUUAAUUACAUUUUAGGAGGCUUCGUAGGAGGUGGAGCCACUACGUCCGCAAGAAAGAAGUACGUACAAGCAAUUCAGAGCGUCAAUGCCGUAACAGUGUGUCCCAGGCAGCACAUGCCACCCAUCACGUUUCGAGACGAUGAUUUCCAAGCGAUCGACCCCCAACAUGACGACCCAAUGGUGAUAUCAGUAGAGAUCGAGGACUUCGCGGUCAGAAAAACCCUGGUGGACCCGGGUAGUUCGGUGGACAUCCUAUACUGGGACACUCUCAGAAAGCUGAAAAUUCCAGAAGGGGAGAUCCAAGAAUACUCAGAACCAAUCGAAAGCACAGAAGAAUUCCAUUUUGAUGAGCAUCGGUACACCCAUGUCAGCAGGACACUUGUAAAGACCUUCGAGAUGCGGGAAGUAUUAUAA